GGCACAAAGCCGCGAUGCGCGUAGGCGCCGGAGGACCGACGCGUCCAGAGUCCAAGACGCGCAUCGAACUCCGCCGCAUGGGCCUCGGUGUCGGUACGGGUACCUGCUCGCCACCGCAAGGAGUCCUUCCACCACUGUCCGCGGUGCAAGGGCACUCUCGUCACUGAAACUCAUCUGGGGUCGAGGAGCUGACGGGCUCUCGAGUCGCCAUUCGAGGGUGGUACUCCGGAGAGAAGAAUACAGGUCCUCGAGGUUCCCGAUAGUCCAGUAUUCGAUCUCCCGAGGACAAAUGGCCGUUGGCCUUCUUGACUCGUGUCUCUGGGCUUGUCUCCUGGGUCUUCUGUGGCGUGUAUCAUGUGUGCUGUUGACGCGGAAGCCAACGUCUCGGCCUACGAGGCGUCGUUCAGAGCAUUGCCGUCUUGCAGUGUUCCUUGGAUCUGGCGGCCAUACCAGCGAAGCUUUGAUGCUGCUGUCGGCCCUUGACUUCAACCGCUACUCGCCUCGAACUUACAUCACUAGUGAAGGUGACGCCCUCAGCGCCAGGAAAGCCGCCGCCUUGGAACUUAGCAGAGCUGCGGAUCUUGGAAAUCACGUCGACAGAGUACGUGAACGUUACACCAUCUUGACCAUCCCGCGGGCUCGGCGAGUGCAUCAGCCGCUCUAUACGACCCCCGUCACCGCCGCACGCUCUCUGCUGGCGUGCAUUUAUCAUGUCACUGUGAUACCUUUCGUAACGCGCACCUACUUCGCGGAUGUUCUCAUCCUGAAUGGCCCCGGCACAUGCUUCGUCCUGUGCUUGGCAGUAUUUCUGAACCGAAUCCUCGGUCUCGAGUCACCGCGGCUAGUCUACGUCGAGUCUUUCGCACGAGUGCACUCGCUGUCUCUUUCUGGGAAGCUAUUGAGACCCUUCGUUGACAGGUUCAUUGUCCAGUGGCCCGGAUUGCUGAGAGAUAAUCGAAGAGGCGACCACCUCGGGUGGCUCGUCUGAACCAUCCUUCUCUAUCCUCGGCAGAGAAUGCGUUCAGACCGCGGAUAUCAACCUUCUAUGCCCUCGCGAUAACCGCGAUUGCGUAUCGGCGUGCCACCUAAUGCCCACUCAUUCCCGAGUGGACCGGGAGGCAGUGCUAGGAUAUCCGAACAUUUUCCACGUCGCUGUCAAUGGCGCGAUAUCGAACAUCAAUCCUCGAAGUCGAAGGUGUACGUGCCAGCAUACAAAUGGCCGCUUGGACACAUUGCUUAUUUGCAUCGCGCUGGCCGUGCCUUAAAUUUACGUGGCUUACGCUGUAAUGAGUCGGUCGUUGACGCACAAUAACCUCACAUCUGAACCUGAAAU
Messenger RNA from Fomitopsis serialis, 1333 nucleotides. RefSeq names its product glycosyltransferase family 1 protein. NCBI's taxonomy places the organism in Eukaryota, Fungi, Basidiomycota, Agaricomycetes, Polyporales, Fomitopsidaceae. The transcript is spliced from 5 exons. The record is from RefSeq and is a predicted model, not a curated record. Bases 290 to 988 code for a protein of 232 amino acids. Gene Ontology annotation, biological process: dolichol-linked oligosaccharide biosynthetic process. Gene Ontology annotation, cellular component: UDP-N-acetylglucosamine transferase complex.